AUCUGUCUCGCUCCUUCGGUUCUUCCCCUCGCUCAAUCUGUCUCCCUCGUGCCGCCGCCUCGCUAGGGUUCGGCUCCACCGUCGCCGCCGCCGCGCACCGCGACCGCCUGCCGUCACCGCGCACCGCGACCGCCUGCCGCCGAGCGCCGCGACCGCCUGCCGCCGCGCACCUCGACCGCCUGCCGCCGCGCACCUCGACCGCCUGCCGCCGCCGCCACCACCGCCAUCCCGGCGCUUCCCACCUUCGUCCUUUUCCACGAUGCUCCGUCUCCGGCCGUCUGCCCUGACUCCCAGGCAGCCAUAGUCCGAGCUCAUCUACCCUGAUUCCCUGACAUCGACCCCCGAGCUUCUUUCCCGUCAAUUCCCGGGCCUAGGCCAUUCUCCGCCUUCCACGAUCCAUAUCUUCAUCGGCGCCCUUUCACUCUUCCGUCAUGGCAAUGCAAGACCAUCCUUCUCCGUGUGGUCGCCACCCCCAAAUCCUGCUGGAUAGAAAUUGUUUAGUGGGCCAGUUGGAAAAUUCCACUACUGCAAAAACCAAGAAUAGCAAAGGGCAUCACUUGGAGCUUUCUUUUAAAGCAGUUGACCCUCCAGCUAUCUCGUUGUGCCUCGUCAGCUGCGUUGAUCAGACAGGGGAGCUCUUGCCAGUAGAUCCUCGUAUACUUGGUGAGGCUGGAGGGUCUGUACUGCUGGCUUUCACUUUCUUCGGGAGUGUCCACCAUUUACCAUUCACCGACUAUUUCGUUUACAAAGCAGGGCCAAAUUUUCCCUGUCUUCAUCUUAUUCCAAGGCCAUAUCCAUCUUCUUUUGAGGCAAAUUUGGUUGCUAUCCUGCCUGUUAAUGAUAACAGUGAAGACUUUGCUGUCGUUUUUCCUCAUGUUGAAUAUUUCGGGCUCGAGUCUCGCAAACAUUACACACUCCACAUUUAUCGAUCUGAUGCAAAUGAUUGGCACACUCAGGUGGCUCAUAUCGCCGAGGAUAAUGAAACAAGGAUAGCUAAGCGUAAGCUAUUGCUUCAUGAUGCCAUGAGCGUGGCAUAUGCAGAAAAUGGUAUCAUAGGUUGGAUUGAUCUUUGGUGGGGAAUUCUCUUAUGCAAUGUCUUGGAUAAAAAGCCUAUCAUCCGUUUUGUUCCAUUGCCAGUACCUGAACCAUGUGAUGCUUCUGAAUUCCAUUUGACGUUUGAGAAUCUAACCCCAAGACCACACCGUCAUGUGACGAUAUUCAAUGAUUUGAUCAAGUUUGUUGAGUUAGAUUUUCAUGUGCAAGAUGCUUUCUGCAACAUGAAGCGAGGAAAAGAUUAUGGUUGGAUGGCUAGGACCUGGAGUAGAUCGAUUUAUUCAGAUAUUUGGCAUGAUGGUCUGACGUUUGAUACAUCUGAGUUAUCUUUCAGUGAUUCAAGUUUGCCGAAUCUUUUACCUGAGAUGUUUGAUGACAAAAACAGUUUGACAUGGGGGAAUUUGACCAGUGCUGGGCCUACAUUAAGCUUGCACGAUGACAAUGUUAUUUACAUUAUGGCGAAGGAGAGCAUGUGCCACCGGACAGCAUAUGUACUUGCUGUGAAUGGUAAAAGUUUGAAGCUUGAGUCUGGUGCGCCUUGCUCUGCUGAAAACAUGUUGUGGUUUGAACCAACCUAUGAUCCGUGUGUUCUUUUUAGGUCUUUUGGCACAACUUCAGAGUCGGUUAAAGAAUUUGAAACCAAAGGGACAAUAUCUGAAACCAAGGAAGGGCUGGCUCUCUCAGUGGUGUCGAAGCGUCUUCGCGCGCUGCGGAAGAAGCAGGAUCGCAUUGCGCAGAUGGAGGAGUCGGUCGCCUCCGGCAAGGUGCUUAACCAGGACCAGAAGGAGGUGAUGCAUUCAAAGCCCACCAUCGCCGCGCUCAUUGACGAGCUCGAGCGCCUCCGCGUGCCACUCUCCACUGCCCUCACCAAGGAGCUCUCCACCGUCCCUGCACCUGCUGCCGGUUCCUCAUCCUUUGGCUCCGAUUUGUCCAUCCAAGACCUCCUCGCGCUUGUCUACUUUGGCUCCCUUUUUUAUGUCAAGUCACCAGACGAGUUCAUCACCACCAUGGUUGCACGCAAGCACGAGCGGAGCAGCUGCAUCACCUACGGCUAUGUAUGGGAUGAUACCGUGGACCUGCUUACGGAGAACGACCUUGAUGCAGUGUCUGCUGUGGCGGCCCUUGCCACGGCUCGCCCUGCUUCUGCGGUUGGCGUCUCCCACCAUGACGCACUCCAGGCCUGUGCCCAUCAUGCCCGCCUAUGGCUCACCCGUGCUGAUGUGCCGAUCCACCCUGGCUCCUCUGUUACAUAUGCUGCGGUGAGGUCCAAGUUAGACAGGAUCAUGGCAUCGGACUACUACACGGCGCACCAUGGAUCUGAAAGUGUGCAGGCACUGAUGAGCAUGACUGUCUCACCAGAGGCACCAUCACUUAAGGAGAACAUAGCUGCUGAAGGUCACAAGGUAAAAUAGCAAAUUGCACUCUUU
Messenger RNA from Triticum urartu, 2480 nucleotides. NCBI's taxonomy places the organism in Eukaryota, Viridiplantae, Streptophyta, Magnoliopsida, Poales, Poaceae. The record is from RefSeq and is a predicted model, not a curated record.